AUGCAGGUUGCCCAGAAGCUUGUAGGCACUGCAGAACAAAGCAAAAUACCUGUCGUCGUUUUAUGGGAGCAGAAGCACUCUGUAAACAGCGUUUAUUUCUCCGUGUAUGAUGGAACGAAGGAAUACUGGGCUAAACUCGGUCGCGCUGUAGUCACAUUCUUCAAGGACAAAGGACAGCUGAAUUGCGUUUGCUGUAAAACCACCAAAUCUUGCGUACACAAGACUCUUGUCAAAUGGUAUUUGGCACAGGAACACCCAGAGUUGCUGCACAUUAGCUCCAAGGGAAGCGGUUACAUCUGUAGUGAGAAUGAAGGGGUAUCAGUUGGACAUUAUCGUAGCGAGGAACCAACAACAUCGGUCACCUUUGAAACCCGAACCUUACAAGAUUCCGGAAGCAGCUUCUAUGGAGGAGAACUUGACCAGUAUCUGGUAACCAGAAAGGGGAAGAUAUACGAUAAAGGUCAUGUGUAUACAGAUGUAGCUGUUUUCAUAAAGAAGUGCAAAGCGUGCGGUCACUUCUACAGGUACCAAGAGCACAAGGAUGGUAUACACAAUUUUGACGACCACGUGUUCCUGUCAGUUCGCCUGUGCCACUGGUUCAGAGUUAACUUGAAGAAUCAUACAGCCGUUGGAAGGGCUGCCGAUAUCUUAUCAGAAGAUUCCGGCUUACAUUUUCCCGGAGACAAAAUGUUACAGGGAUAUCUGCACUUUGAGGCAAUGUGCGAUCACAAGUACAACUUUACCUGUGACAUCUGUGGCCGUUUUCCAUGUUGCCUGGUGACAGAUGCAAAUAGGAAAUGUGCAUUUCCAUUAGCAUUGUCACAAGUACCAGGGACAGAAACAGCUACAGAUGGAAUCAACAUGGAUGUGUUUUGGAGCCAAACGGUGGAGGCGUCUAUUUUACUUCGAGGUUUUGGAAAAGAAGCAGCCAACGUCGGGCGUGUUACACCUAGUUAUGACAACUGGGCUCCUUUCAUUGGAUUAGCCAGAAAAGAUGAAAAUGCUUUCAACACUGAAGCUGAAAAAGUUCGAUCUCUCAGAACCCAUCUUCGAGAUACAGAUUUUGAUACAGGGGAUAAGGAACUGACUGAAGAUUUCCUGAUCCAAAUGUUAUGUGAAAAGAAGGUUCUGGAUGUACGGCACUGGUGUACAAAGAUGGAAGUAGACGCCAAAGGGACCAAAUUAGAGAUGAUCAACAGCUUGAAGGAAAAGUUGAAAAGCAAAUCGACCUUCAACAAGUUAUUUUCAAGCAUAUGGGGCCAGUCUGGUGGAUGGGUAUCAGCGUCCUGCCCCCAUAGAAUAGUGUACGCAUUCAAAGCUAUUCUGAGGCCUGAAAGUGUCAGAGACCAUGUCGACAUCAUUCUAUCUAUGUCAAGACAACCGCCAGUCAUCAUUAGUGACGUAGCCCCAAUGAUGUCACGCCAUGGUAACAAGCGGCGGAAGAACAUGUUCUCGCCCAACGAAGGACGCUUGGGUGAAGCGACUGCAGACAACAUAAAAAAAGCUAAGGAGGGGGUAUUUUCAAAGAGUAUACCUUGCAUGAAGGAAUGGGUGACAGUAGCACCAGUCUCCGACAAUGAUUUGCCAACCUCAAAUGAAACGUUCUGUUUGCUGGAUAGGUUUCAUGAAGGGAAUACAAAAUCAGAUGAGGAACUCCUAAGGCGUAUAACGUUUGUUCCCGAAAUGAAGGGCUCAAUAAAUUCACAAGUUGAAGAGCAGCUGCACAGGGAAAUGAACCGGAACAACUACUUUCUAGAUGCGAUGUCGCCGGGAAACUACAUGUUUGUCCUGCGAUUGCUUCUACAUUUUCACAAUGAACAUACAAACAGGAAAAUGACAGAAGCAAUCAAAGGAAAACUGUACACAGACAUUUCGUAUGGUGAAAUACGUCAUGACAAGUUUGGCCGCCUGCAUCUGUCAGGUAAGAACUUAUAA
Molecule: messenger RNA, 1935 nt
Organism: Haliotis rufescens (red abalone)
Lineage: Eukaryota; Metazoa; Mollusca; Gastropoda; Lepetellida; Haliotidae
Exons: 8
Coding region: 1-1935 (644 amino acids)
Source: RefSeq, a predicted model, not a curated record